UAGUUUUGAGGCAGGAUGGGCGGCUCCAACGUCCAGCCUCCCUACCGCCCGUUGCGCCGCAGGAUGGGGGAGGGGCACUGUACCCCCCACCCCACCCCCGACGGUCCCUGGGCCACCCCAGAUCUUGCACUCCUACUGCUGGGCUGCUUUCAGCUUCCUCGUCAAAGCUUCCUGAAGGCGCCAGCUGAACCCGGCCCCUUCCUGCCUCGCUGUCCCCCUCCUCUCCGAUUGCAUGUUCACACUUCUCUUGCGCUCGGCCACCCAACUCAGCCCGGGAAGACCCUGAAGGGCCGGGAUGCCCCUCUCGGGCCUCCUCCGAGGCUGGGACCAGAUUUGGCCUCUUGCUGGACACAAGGGGCUCCUGGGAGAGGAGCAGUGAGAACGAGCAGCCCACCGCCAGAACCCCCACCCCCACCCCUGCCUUUGGGUGGACUCACCACGGAGGCUCAAGGAGACCCCUUUCUGUUCCCUCCAGACCAUCUUAGGAUGAUGGCUUACCGUUACUCCCUGCUGUUGCUGUGGCUGCAGCUGGACCGAGCCCUGUUGCUCCGCUCCAAGGACCCCAACGUCUGCAGCUACUGGGAGAGUUUCACCACCGUCUCCAAAGAGUCCUUCGUGCAGCCCUUCGUCCAGGAAUCCAAGGAGCCCUGCAAAAGCCCAGCGUGGCUACGGGCAAAGACCUGCCCUCAGUACAGAGUCCUGUACAAGACAGCCUACCGGCAAGGUGUCAAAGUAGACUACCGAAGGCGCCAUCAGUGUUGUGAGGGGUUCUACGAGAGCAGUGACACCUGUGUCCCUCGGUGUGCCCAGGAGUGCGUGCAUGGCCGGUGUGUGGCUCCAGACCAGUGUCAGUGCGAGCAAGGCUGGAGGGGCACAGACUGCUCCAGUGAGUGCAACGACCAAUCCUGGGGGCCCGACUGCCAAAGCCCCUGCACGUGUUUGAAUGGAGGCAGCUGUGACCCCCUGACUGGGGCCUGUGCUUGUCCCCCUGGCUACUUUGGGCAGGAGUGCCAAGAGCCCUGUGCCACAGGGACCUACGGCCAAGGAUGCCGGUUGGAUUGUCAUUGCCAGGACAGAGCGGGCUGCGACCCCGUGAACGGCGCCUGUCUCUGCUCUCCUGGCUACACAGGGCCACACUGCGAGAUCCUCUGUCCCAACAGCACCCACGGAUUCCAGUGCCCAGCCUACUGCCCCUGCCAGAACGGGGGAGUCUGCCACCUUUCCUCCUCCAGCAAAUGUGCCUGCCCUCCUGGAUGGAUGGGUGACAUCUGCUCCACCCGGUGCCCCACUGGGCGUUUUGGUUCCAGCUGCCAGGGAGAGUGUCGGUGCCACAAUGGAGGCCAGUGUGAUCCUGAUUCGGGCCAGUGCCGGUGUAUGCCAGGCUACCUGGGAGAGGAAUGCCGCGAGAAGUGUCCCAUUGGCAAAUAUGGGCAGGACUGCCACGAGACCUGCGACUGCACCAACGGGGGCCAUUGUUUUCACAUCAGUGGGGGCUGCUUGUGUGAAGCCGGGUUCUAUGGCAGCCACUGCGAGGAGCGGAAAUGUCUCCCCGGGCUGUACGGCCUCAGCUGCCAGUUUCCUUGUCUCUGUGAUCCUCAGCACAUGCAGAGCUGUCACCCCAUCUCUGGAGAAUGCACCUGCAAGGCAGGAUGGGCCGGCCUGUACUGCAACGAGACGUGUCCCCAUGGAUCCCACGGCCUCAGAUGCCAGGAUCCCUGCCUGUGCCUGAACGGGGGCACUUGUGAUGGCGAGACAGGGCACUGCAGCUGCCCACCAGGCUAUACAGACAAGCACUGUUCCAGCCCCUGCCUGGAUGACACUUUUGGGGUGAACUGCUCUCAGGAGUGCAGCUGCCAUAACGCCCUGGGCUGUUCUCUCGUGGAUGGGACCUGUUUCUGCAAGGAAGGCUGGCAGGGAGUGGACUGUUCUGCCCCCUGCUCUUCAGGCACCUGGGGGGGCGGUUGCAACCAAACCUGCCUCUGUGCCAACGGAGCAACCUGUGAUCCCAUUGAUGGAGGAUGCACCUGCGUGGCUGGGUGGCAAGGCAGCCAGUGCACGCAGCCAUGCCCGGGCUGGUCCUACGGCCUGGGAUGCAGUCGGAAGUGUUCCUGUGAAAACGCUGCUGGCUGCGACCCCGUCACUGGACAAUGCCACUGCCUGCCUGGAUGGAAAGGACCCCGAUGCAGCCAGCUGUGUGCGGAGGGCCUGUGGGGGGAGCAGUGCCGCCAGCUGUGCUCCUGCAAGAAUGGGGCCAGCUGUUCCUCCAAGGAUGGCAUCUGUGAGUGCGCCCCAGGCUUCCGGGGGCCCAACUGCCAACGGCCCUGCCAACCGGGCCGUUAUGGCAAGAAGUGCUCCGUGCCCUGCAAGUGUGCCAAUCACUCCAUCUGCCACCCCGUGGACGGCUCCUGUGACUGUCCGCCCGGCUGGACGGGCAGCGAUUGCGCAAAACGCUGUAGUUCCGGCUUCUUUGGCAACAACUGCACCUCCCGGUGCCACUGCCAGCACGGGGCCCUCUGUGACCCAGGCACAGGGUCCUGCUUGUGCCCCUCAGGCUACACCGGUGCCCACUGUGAGACUGGCCGCCCCGAUCACCCCCUCACCAUGGUUCCCGCCUCGCCAGCUGCCAACCCUUCCUUGGGGGCCGUGAUUGGCAUCAUCAUCCUGGCUGCUUUGCUGGCAGCCGUGCUGGUCCUUUUCUUUUGCUACCGGCGGUGUCAGAAGGAGAAGGAGAAGCGACAUGUCUCUGUGGGCUACACCACAGGCAGGACGGACAGUUCGGAGUAUGUCGUCCCUGAUGUGCCCCCCAAUUACACCCAUUAUUAUUCGAACCCCAGUUACCACACCCUCUCGCCCUGCUCCCCCAGCUUCACCAUCCCAAGCAGCUCCAAUCAGCCUGGCAAGAGUCUGGAGCGGGACUGGUCAGGACUCUACGGGGCCGACUGUAACGCCACUCUGCCCAGUGACUGGAAGCACCGCCAGGGGAGCCCAGCCCACGGGGGAGGCUACCUGGACCGGAGCUGCAGCUACACGGAUGGCCUCGGAAAAUACCGCUGCCAAGUGCACACCAAGGAUGCCCCCUGGGGGCACAGCGACAGCUCCCUCUGCAGCGAGAAUCCCUACGCCACCAUCAAGGACUACCCGGGCCCUGCGGGGAAGGCGCCGGAGGCCAGCUACAUGGAGAUGAAAUCUCCCCCUUCCUCCAAGCGGGAGAAGUCCUACGCGGAGAUCAGCCUCUUCGAGGACCCCUCCUGCGGCUCUGAGAUCAAGGAAGAGGAAGGCACAGCCGCAGCGGAAGGCGUCUUGCAGGCGACUCCAGCCAUGCCCCCCAACCACUACGAUUCCCCCAAAAACAGCCACAUCCCCAGCCACUACGAUGUGCCCCCAGUCCGGCACUACCCACCGUCCCCUCCACUCCGAAGACAAGCCCGGUGAGGCUUCUGCCUGCUCGCCGCUGCCUCUCCCAAAUGACCCACCUGGGAAGACUGAGGGCCAGGAUGAUGGGGGCAUUCUGGCCAAGAUUAACAAUGGAAUACCGGGGGGGGGGGGGGGGAGAAAGCCUCCAUGAAGAGGGCCAGCGGACGAGACCUGGCCAGACUUUGGAUGUUGGGGAGCUCCGAAGAGAAGGUGGAGCAAGCCCUUGGCCUGGACUCUGCACCCCUGUUCUCCCCAUCUCCCCCCUUUGCCCAAAGGAAAAGCUUUGUCCCUCCAUGAAAAGCUACAAGUGGCUGGGUGGGGCAUCGCAGGAAGACACAGGCCUGCAGCUUCCUUCUGGCCAAGGAGAAAGGCCACUGGCCUCUCGGACUCCCCACUAUUUGCAUUCAGUAAAGGAAACCCAGAGGUCUCCCAUGGCAGCCCUCAGCAUGGGGGCAGAGCUGAGCCAGGAGGGGUCCUUGUCUCACUUGGCUGGCCAAAGAGAGCAUUUGGAGGAGGGGAGUCCCCAAGGGGGCUUCUGCUGUUUGGGGGUCCCUUCAGCAGCUUAAUAAAAACUUUGGGGUGUUUGUCCUU
Ahaetulla prasina is the source of this 4005-nucleotide messenger RNA. It is a transcript of the gene PEAR1, whose product is annotated as platelet endothelial aggregation receptor 1. The record is from RefSeq and is a predicted model, not a curated record. The coding region runs from base 16 to 3432 and encodes 1138 amino acids. The transcript is spliced from 23 exons. Lineage: Eukaryota; Metazoa; Chordata; Lepidosauria; Squamata; Colubridae. Gene Ontology annotation, molecular function: protein binding. Gene Ontology annotation, cellular component: membrane.